Messenger RNA from Megalops cyprinoides (Indo-Pacific tarpon), 4905 nucleotides. Its product is annotated as serine/threonine-protein phosphatase 4 regulatory subunit 3-like. Gene Ontology annotation, cellular component: nucleoplasm; protein phosphatase 4 complex. The record is from RefSeq and is a predicted model, not a curated record. Gene Ontology annotation, biological process: DNA damage response; protein dephosphorylation. Lineage: Eukaryota; Metazoa; Chordata; Actinopteri; Elopiformes; Megalopidae. Bases 888 to 3341 code for a protein of 817 amino acids. Gene Ontology annotation, molecular function: protein phosphatase activator activity. The transcript has 15 exons.
CUGAGGAACCCAAGAUGGCGGUGUACUGACUGUUGAAGCUCUAAUUUUGAAAAAUAAAACGGUAGGAGCGAAAGCGAAAAGUAGUUCCGUUGAAGACGUCUACCAAUAGGCACUUCAAUAAUUGAACCGGGUUAAUUUUUUAAAUAUUUUGACAUGCUGGGAAAGGAGCGGCGAGAGGCUUGUCCCUCCACGGCCCGAGAACUGAUCAACAUGGCGGAAUACUCGUCCAAGGUAUAGCUAGCUGAAUAGCAAGCUACUUGAUAAAUAGCAGGGUUGUCUACACAUAGCAUUUAGCUCGCAUUGAAAUUAAUUGGAGCGGACGCAUCCGUAAAACACCUAUAAUGUGCUCUAAUUCUCAUAAGGUUGCGUUUUCACAUUUACAAGAAAAUGCAAUGAUAAACAGCGAGGGCGUCCGAAAAUCCUCCCGUAGUGCUCCGAAGAUCUCGUCCCCUUCUUUCCGAUUCAACUGACAACAACUCCAUCCCAGCUAGCUAGCUCGUUAGCCGGGGGCCAGUCAUUGUUCACUUUGAACCCGGAAUAUAAUUAUUGUUUUUUGUCAGUCGAGGGCUAUUCUGGUUAAAUAAGUUGUGGUUGAAUAUAGGAAUGGCGAAAGCUAAAUUACCUAGAUAAAAUAUAAAGAGCGUGGUUAGCUAGGUACCAAGCUAGCUAGCUAGCCGCUCCUCUGAGUCUUGUACGAGAACAAGGCUUGCCUGCUCUGUCGUUGUCUGGAGGUGGACUGAGUUAGCGUUAGCCGCCGUUAGCCACUCUGUCCUACCCGGUCGCCGGCCCGCCGUUAACGUCACGCUCCGAUUCGGGGAGGCGCGCGAGGUCGGGCGUGUUACCCGCGAACGUUUUCGGGUGUGCGAGCGGGCGCCAGGGCUUGCAGCAUGACUGACACCCGCCGGAGAGUGAAGGUGUACACCCUCAACGAGGACCGGCAGUGGGACGACCGCGGCACCGGCCAUGUGUCGUCCGGCUACGUGGAGAGGCUCAAAGGCAUGUCCCUGCUGGUGCGUGCCGAAAGCGACGGCUCCCUUCUGCUGGAAUCUAAAAUAAACCCCAACACUGCUUACCAGAAGCAACAGGACACGCUGAUAGUGUGGUCGGAGGCUGAGAACUAUGACCUGGCUCUCAGCUUUCAGGAGAAGGCCGGCUGUGACGAGAUAUGGGAGAAAAUAUGCCAGGUCCAGGGCAAGGACCCGUCGGUGGACAUCACCCAGGAGCUGGUGGACGAGUCGGAGGAGGAGCGUUUCGACGACAUGUCGUCGCCGGGCCUGGAGCUGCCACCCUGCGAGCUGAGCCGGCUGGAGGAGGUGGCGGAGCUGGUGGCGUCCUCGCUGCCCUCCCCGCUGCGGCGCGAGAAGCUGGCCUUGGCCGUGGAGAAUGAGGGCUACAUUCGCAAGCUCCUGGAGCUCUUCCACGUCUGCGAGGACCUGGAGAACCGGGAGGGGCUGCACCACCUCUACGACAUCAUAAAGGGAAUCUUCCUUCUCAACCGGACUGCCCUCUUCGAGGUCAUGUUCUCCGAGGAGUGCAUUAUGGACGUGAUCGGGUGCCUGGAGUUUGACCCCUCCUUACCCCAGCCCAGGAGACACAGGGAGUUCCUGACUAAGACUGCGAAGUUCAAGGAGGUCAUCCCCAUAUCAGACCCUGAACUCAAGCAGAAAAUCCACCAGACGUACCGAGUUCAGUACAUCCAGGACAUGGUCCUCCCCACCCCCUCCGUCUUUGAGGAGAACAUGCUGUCUACUCUCCACUCAUUUAUCUUUUUUAAUAAAGUGGAAAUUGUGGGAAUGUUGCAGGAUGAUGAGAAAUUCCUGACAGACCUCUUUGCACAACUGACUGACGAAGCGACGGACGACGACAAGAGACACGAGCUGGUAAAUUUCCUGAAGGAAUUUUGUGCUUUUUCUCAAACGUUACAACCUCAGAACAGAGACGCCUUCUUCAAAACAUUGUCAAAUAUGGGCAUCCUACCAGCGCUGGAAGUCAUUUUGGGGAUGGAUGAUGUCCAGGUGCGCAGUGCUGCUACUGAUAUCUUCUCCUAUCUGGUGGAGUACAACCCUUCCAUGGUACGGGAGUUCGUGAUGCAGGAGUCCCAGCAGAAUGACGAUGAUAUCCUCCUGAUCAACUUGAUCAUCGAGCACAUGAUCUGCGACACGGACCCGGAGCUGGGCGGGGCCGUGCAGCUGAUGGGGCUGCUGCGGACGCUGGUGGACCCCGAGAACAUGCUCGCCACCGCCAAUAAAACGGAGAAAACGGAGUUCCUCAGCUUCUUCUACAAGCACUGCAUGCAUGUCCUCUCGGCCCCCCUGCUGGCCAAUACCACGGAGGAGAAGCCCAGCAAAGAUGACUUCCAGACAUCGCAGCUGCUGGCGUUGAUUCUGGAGCUGCUGACGUUCUGCGUGGAGCACCACACCUACCACAUCAAGAACUACAUCAUCAACAAGGACAUCCUGCGCAGGGUGCUGGUGCUCACCGCCUCCCGGCACGCCUUCCUGGCCCUCUGUGCACUCCGCUUCAUGAGGAAAAUAGUCGGCUUGAAAGACGAAUUUUACAACCGCUACAUCAUGAGGAACUUCCUGUUCGAACCGGUGGUGAAAGCCUUCCUCAACAACGGAUCCCGCUACAACCUCAUGAACUCGGCCAUCAUCGAAAUGUUCGAGUACCUCCGAGUGGAGGAUAUGAAGUCUCUGACGGCUCACGUGGUGGAGAACUACUGGAAGGCGCUGGAGGAUGUGGACUACGUGCAGACCUUCAAAGGGCUGAAACUGCGCUACGAGCAGCAGCGGGAACGGCAGGACAACCCUAAACUGGACAGCAUGCGCUCGAUCCUGCGUAACCACCGUUACCGGCGCGACACGCGUACGCUGGAGGACGAGGAGGAGAUGUGGUUCAAUGCGGACGAGGACGACCUCGAGGACGGCGAGGCCGUCGUGCCGCCCUCGGACAAAACGAAGAGCGACGACGACCUCAUGGACCCCAUCAGCAAGUUCAUGGAGCGGAGGAAGCUGAAAGACACAGAGGAGAAGGAGGUCCUGGGCAAGACCAGCCUGACAGGCCGCCAGAGUCCCAGCUUCAAGCUGUCCUUCUCCAGCGCCCCCAAACCCGCCCUCACCACACCGCCAUCCGCCAGCCACCACCCGGGGUCACCGGGGUCACCAGGUGCCAUCGCAUCGCUGGGAAUCGCGGCCAAGAGCUCCCCGCCGACGACUGCUGUCACCACCAAGGGGGGUCUGGUUGGGCUUGUCGACUACCCCGACGAUGACGAGGAGGAUGAGGACGACGCGGAGAACAAGGAGAGUCUGCCUUUGGCAAAAAAGUCCAAGCUGGGUUCCUAAAACUUGGCCCCGAAUCGGGCGCUCCCAGCCCAGGGACGCGAACUCAGUCUGCGCAGAGAAGCAUUGCUUCCAGCCAUUCACAGAAACAAACAGUCCAGUAAAAAAGGAAUCAAAAGUAAUAAUAAUAAAAAAAAAACAAAUAAUCGCGGUCCACGGUUUUUGGUGGGCGCGUCAAGGCGCAGAGAGGGAACGGACCCCCGACGGCGAUCUCGCGCACAGUUCCGACGUAUCCAAGUGCCAAUCUGAGGAGCCACGGAGGGGUGGGACCGUGCCCCUCUCACACGAACCGAGAGGCAGCGUCAGAGCGGGGGAGGGGGGAGGGGGGAAUGCAAAAACUGAUGCCCGAAAGGGCCGGACCACACUCUGGACCCCCCCUCCCAGGGUUAAAUGACACAGCAGCACCCCCCCCCCGCCCAACUCCACAAAAUCCAGAACCGCCCUCUGCUGGCGUGUCCCGUCACAGCGGACUCCACUCUACCUUUCUUUUCUGCCACGUGGGGUUUUUUUCUUUUGCCCCCCCCCCCACACAAUUGUUUCUUUUUCUGACUCAGACCAAGCUGAGAGGACUCUGGGAGGCGUGCCACGUCUCCAUCACUCAGCAGACCCCCCGCCCCCAAUGCCAGCAGUCAACUUCUUUCCUCCUCCUCAUCCUUUCUCUUUUUUUUUUUUUAAGGAAAGAGACCUGCCUUUAAAUAUUCAGACCAUUAUCAGUCGCACUAGAUCAGAUUUUAAAAACCUCUAUUGAGGGAGUAGUUGAAAAGUAGCCACUCUUUUACCCCUCUUAUUGUUUUGCCCUAUGAAACUGCAGACUUCAGAUAAGUCACUCCUUCUUUAUUAAAGAAGAGUGGCGUUCUAGAUGUGAUCAUUUUUGUCAUAUCUUUUGCUUUUUUUUUUUUUCCUUUUCACGAGUGUACACUUAGUUGUUGAGCAUAUUGGGGACCAUUAAAAAAGAUCUUUGAUGUAAUAUGACUUCACCAUUGUGCUGGUGCCUGCGUUGUGUUUAAGUUUUUUGUCAGUUUCAAGGUGCUUCAGGUGUAAUGAGUUCACUAAGAAUACAAACGCAUCCAGUAGCAAUAUGUUUUUUUUUUUGUGACUACAGUAUUUUAUAUUUUGAAUUAAAAAAAAAUCAAAUGCUGUACUCUAUAAUAGAAACGCCCAAUAAGCUACUAAGGUCUUGCUGUAAUUCCAAAGGGUUCCAAGGUGAUGGCAGUAUUCUUGAUGGAGUUUAUUUCUGGAAGUGGUGCAUUAUCACACUUUAGGGCCAAUCUGCAUGACAUGUCCAACAGAAGGCCGUUUUUGGUUUUAUUUGUCUUGACCCACGUUUUUAGCCCUACCCUACGGGACGCAGUGCCUUGUAAUGACAUAAUACUGAUCUGUCGUGCAACGUCUCACUUUCCCCAUGGCCUGUAUUUCUGUUCUCUCAGUCCUUUGGAAGCACAAAACAAAGUGAUUUAGUUGUCUUUCACUUUAUGUAGUUCCCUGUGUUUCUUUGCUUUUGGAGAAGAGCUUUCCAGAAAGAAAUAUCUAUGAUAUUCACAGGGUGAUGUUCUGGAAAUAUAAAAUA